AUGUCUAAAGUCAGCGAACGGCACCCGCCUUCCCCAACAUCCUUCCCAAUAGUGGGAAGCCUGUUCUCGAUACCUCCUGGUAUGGCGCACAUAGCGUACAUGAAGCUCGGCAAGCAGCUAAAAAGCGACAUCAUCUCUCUGAAGCUGUUUGGCUACGAUUUUGUCGUGCUGAACUCGUUCCGUGCUGCGGCAGAUACUCUUGAUAAACGAUCCAGCAUAUACUCAGAUCGUUUAAGCAUGCCAAUGGUGCAGGAUCCCACCUUGUUCAAUUGGGGUAACCAAUCUGCCCUUUUGGGAUACGGUGACCUCUGGAGGAGUCACCGUCGAAUGCUAAACAACUGGCUCAAUGCACGAGCAGUAACGCAAUUCCAUCCCAUACAAGAGCAGCACAUUCAACCACUCCUUCGUCAAUUGGUUCGCCUUGUAGAUGACCCACAACCAUUUGAAAAGGUCAAGCACAGUAUUUUUAUCAAUGCUGCAUCCUCAGUACUCAAAUUAGCUUAUGGAUACACUUUGCAAGAAGAUAACGAUAAAAUAUUUGAAAUGAUUCAUCAUACUAAUAAGCAUCUUCUAAUGGCGGGAACGUUCACAAACUUCCUUGUCAAUGUACUUCCUCCCUUGUCUUAUGUUCCGCAUUGGUUUCCUGGGGCAGGCUGGAAACGCACCGCAUACAGGUGGAGAAUACUAAAAGAGCAAGCACUAUCCAUACCGUACGAAUGGACAAAAGCUCAAAUUGCUUCUGGAACAGCAGAGCCCUCAAUCUUGAGUACGCUUUUACAGAACCUUACUUUGACCUCUCAUAUGAAGGAGGACGAAAGAGAGAAUCUAAAAGAGGUUGCUCAUGUAAUUGUUGCGGCCGGAACUGAUACAACUUCGACAGCGCUCGUCGCCUUCGUUGCAGCAAUGGUCCUGAAUCCGGAUGUGCAACUAAAGGCCCAAAAGGAACUAGACACUGUCCUCGGACCCACUUCGCUUCCCACAAUGUCUGAUCGCGAGCGACUUCCUUAUAUGCGAAAGCUUAUUCAAGAGGUACUGAGGUGGCAGCCAGUGGCCCCAACAGGUGUGCAGCCAUUCAUCGUAUCCAAACGUUGUAAAAUCAUAUCUCAUGAGAAUGGUUACGCAUCUCAGCUAUUCCUCAUGCAUGCUGGCAAGAUGAACUACGAAGGAUAUGACAUCAGAAAGGGCACGGUCGUCAUCGGGAAUGUUUGGGCAAUCACGCGGGACGAAAAGAUAUACAAAGAUCCCGAAGCGUUCGACCCUGACAGGUUUCAGGAUCCAACCGUACCAUAUGCACCAGCCUUUGAGGCAUCGAUUCAUUACGAUAGCAUCACUGCUUGCUACGUUUACGUUCUCAAGGAGGAGAGGACCGGAUGGCGAGAGAUCAUUCCCGACAUUGAAAACAUAUCAAACGCAAUCGUAAUGGAACUGAAGCCUUUCGAGUUUGAGUUGAAGCUUCGCUCUCCUCCCACCGACAAUUGA
Rhizoctonia solani is the source of this 1479-nucleotide messenger RNA. RefSeq names its product cytochrome P450 family protein. The coding region runs from base 1 to 1479 and encodes 492 amino acids. Gene Ontology annotation, molecular function: iron ion binding; monooxygenase activity; heme binding. The record is from RefSeq and is a predicted model, not a curated record. The transcript is spliced from 12 exons. Lineage: Eukaryota; Fungi; Basidiomycota; Agaricomycetes; Cantharellales; Ceratobasidiaceae.